Chara braunii is the source of this 3248-nucleotide messenger RNA. The record is from the annotation of a GenBank genome assembly. Lineage: Eukaryota; Viridiplantae; Streptophyta; Charophyceae; Charales; Characeae.
CGUUGUCGUGCAACAGCAUCCCAGACCACUCCUGUCAGCGGGGUCUGCGGUGGAAUGCAGGCGCAUGACACGGAAGGGCAAAUUGAAGUGGACGCCCCAUCCACCAGUAUUAAUGGCACGGGGGAAGCGGAGGCCACGCCACUGCGUCAAUGUCACACAUCGCGGGCUGCGUCAAGGCUGUCAUCUGAUCCCGUGUCUGCCAGACAAGUCGGUGGGCGUAUCGACGCGUUCCAGCAGCAACAUGCCCGCGAUUCAGGUUUUAAUGGGAGUAUAUUGGGCGCUACAUCUGCAGUCGCUGACCAGUUCGAUGAUGCUGAAGCCUUGCCUGACGUGGAUGAUGACGUAAAUGGAGAGAUUGGGUGCUUGCAAAGAUUUUUGAAUUUCAGAGACUCAACGACUUUGGGAGGUGCUUCCUCGCAACCUGUGCAUCAUACGGAAAGCGGCCGAUCCGAAUCGAGUGCAGCGCGGGAGAGGUCGAUCCGGAAGAGGAAACGUACAAACAAGGUUGCGGCUUACGACUCCUCRGAUCGAGAGGCCUUCUCGUCUGACGAUGAGGUCGUCAGCCCGGAUCUGGAAAUGCGGACUACACCUCUCACACAAUUUGCAAUCACCGGUGACGUGCGGCCAUUGCAGGUGGGAGGUCGUUAUGUCUCCAUGCACGCCUUGCGAGAUGUAGUGCAGUUUGUCGCAGUGGCGAGGGGCUUUGAAUACCAGCGAAAGAGAUCAAACGCCACCCAGUUUCACGCCAUCUGCGCCAGUCCAGACUGCCCGUGGGAGUUGGAGGGUAGGGCAGCACAUGCAAACGGCCCUGCUAAAAUUGUUCGCCUCAYCCCACAUCACCGUGGUUGCAGACCGCCAGUCCGGGAGACAACAGGCAACAAACACGCGAAGGAGACUAACCCCGGGUCCGUUAUCGACYUCGAGUGCAAUGGCGACGUCUUUGUCCGGGUUUUCUUUGCGUUCGCUGCUUCAGUGACUGGGUUCGGAGAUUGCAGGCCAUUGCUCGUGUUGGACGGGGCUCAUAUCCGAGGGAAGUAUGAGUGUUGCCUUCUCGGCGCCACUGGACGAGACGCGAAUGGUCAGUGUUUCCCCRUUGCUUAUGCAAUUGUCGACRCCGAGAGCAAGAACAAUUGGAAGUGGUUUUUGGUUCUUCUAAAUCGCGUCUGUACCAUUGCCGAAGUGCCUCAUGAGUCCAUCACGAUUAUGUCCGAUCGCGACAAAGGACYCGUUCCCGCGGUGARCGAAGAGUUCGGGGAUCACCGACAUGCGUAUUGUGUCCGUCAUGUCACCGGUAACCUUUUGAAGAGUUUAAGGAUCAACAAUGACCAGGCGGACAUGCUCCUCGAAGCUGCACGAAGCACGAGCGAGCCGRUGUUCAACUAUUACAUGCAGCGGCUUGCUGAUUUCUCAAAAGACAAAAACAUACUGCAAAAGAUCUUCGAGAAAGCUGACAAGAGGCAUUGGGGAGGGCCUCAUUUUCAAUCUCCACGGUAUGGCAAGGUGACAUCGCAAGUGGCCGAGUCGAUGAACAGCAAGUUCUUAAAGGCUCGGGGGAUGCCACCGAUACCGCUAAUCGAGGAGUAUCAGGGUUGGUUGCAGAAGUGGCACACUAAGAGAAGAGACGCGGCGGCCGCACAGGCAGGGAAACAUCCUGAGGUUGUCGAAGACUUCCUCGAAGUGACUUUGCAGUUGUCAAGGAAAUAUUCCCUUCAAAAAGCCGCCCGAAAUGUGUACGAGGUCUACAUGACGAAUUCGCAUGGCCGACGACAGUCUUGGCGGGUGGAGUUGCAACGACCAAAGGUGAUAUGCACUUGCGGCUUCUGGGAGGACACAGUACGUCCAUGCGCUCAUGCUGCAGCUGCUAUCGUCGCACGGAAAGAGGACAUCGGAAUGUACGUCGCUGAAUUAUAUACAACGCGAGCGCUGCGAGCUACAUACGACGGUGUUGUGUGCAGAACCCCGAGGCCGGCCGGUGGAGUGCGCCCUUGCAACGUGGUAGUUGCAGGAGAUGUCACCCCUGCUCGUGUCGGCGCAACCCGGCUUCGUGGUCACGAGCGGUUCGGGGACGAGCACGAUAAUCUCGGCAUUUAUGUUGGUGAUGUUAUCGACGACAUCGACCUCGACCCGGCAGUGCACGAGCAUGACGGAUUAUUCGAGGACGACAAAAUGGCUGGGGAGGAAAGCGACACCGACACAGAGGUUGACAAUGGGGAUGGGAGACACGGUCGACGGCGGGACAAGGAGAAUGAUGGAGGCGAGGAGGGAGUGAUGGGAGAUGGGGUCAACGACGAGGAAGGGGAGGAUAAGGACAACAYGGAGAGGGAGAAUGAUGACGAGGAACGAGAGGACGAGGACGGUGAAGACRAGGACAUGGACGACGCGGAAGAUGAUGAGGACAAUGAAGACGAGGAUAAGGCGGAGGAACAAGAGGAGGGGGGCAACAAGGACGGGAGAGGAGCGGAGGAAGACGAGGAGGAUGACCAUGAAAAGGAGGAGAAAGGAGAGGACGACGAAGGAGUGGAUGAAGAGAAUAAGGCAGGGGAUGCGGAGCGGAAUGAAGAGAGCACGGACAACGUUAACACGGGGGCAGAGGAUACCCGAGCAGGAAGUAAGGCGGACUGUGAUGAAAAAGGGGAAGACAAGGUCGGUGAGGCGGAAGUGGUGGACCUCUGUGCGGAGGACGAGGACAACGACGAUAAUGAAGACGAGGAGCUGUCAGAAACGGAGAAGGAGUUGAAUGGUCAGGAAUGGAGCAGGGGCAAAGAGCGGAAAGAGGCGGCAUGUGAGGCACAAGCAUCUGCUGAACSGCGACCGCRGCGUCACAGAAGACCCAGUAGUCGAUACGAGGGUGCGAGGAACCUUCUACACAACUUGGGCAAAGGCGCACGAGCAAGGCGUUGAAAAUUGUGUUGAUGAGACGUCGAGAAUUAUGGUGACAUAUUGAACAACGGGCGUUCGUGGCAGGUGAAUCUAUCUGUCACAUUGUGUGUGUGUGUGUGUGUGUGUGUGUGUGUGUGUGUGUGUGUGUGUGUGUGUGUGUGUGUGUGUGUUUGUGUCAGUGUUUGUGUCUGUGUCUGUGUCUAUGUGAGUGUGUCACAUAGAUCGGUGAUGACCCGUCAAAACACGGACUGGGUCCGCAAUGAUAUAAGUCCUUGGUUCCCAUAAGUGCUUAGAAUUAUGACGUGACCCGUUAGAGUUUGAUUUUCUGUCAAGUGCUUCSCAAUGACUAAUAAACUGUGUUUGAUUGU